ACGCCUCUUCUCUGUAGAGCCAGAGGCAACGGCGCCUCCCCUUGGAGACAAAAGAAAAUGGUACGUCCGGAAGAGACCUCAUGACUUCCGGGCUCGCCUUCCGCUCCCUCCGGAAGUGGCGUGCGGAGGCCGCCGGAUCGAGCCCGUGCUAGCAGAGGCCGCCGCCAUGGGCCGCGAGUUCGGGAACCUGGUGCGGAUGCGGCACGUCAUCUCCUACAGCCUUUCGCCCUUCGAGCAGCGCGCCUUCCCGCACUACUUCAGCAAGGGCAUCCCCAACGUGCUGCGCCGCACUCGCGAGCGCGUCCUCCGCGUGGUGCCGCCAUUUGUGGUGUUUUACCUCGUGUACACAUGGGGGAACCAGGAGUUCGAGAAGUCCAAGAGGAAGAACCCUGCGGCCUAUGCAGAAGACAAGUGAGCGUCAGAGCUCGAUGAGUUUCCUGCCUGAAGACCCUUCUGUGGGAGAGAAGUGUGUUCUGGAGUGUCUGGAAGACAAUAAACCACUUACUGGCCAUAC
Nannospalax galili (Upper Galilee mountains blind mole rat) is the source of this 514-nucleotide messenger RNA. RefSeq names its product cytochrome b-c1 complex subunit 8. NCBI's taxonomy places the organism in Eukaryota, Metazoa, Chordata, Mammalia, Rodentia, Spalacidae. The record is from RefSeq and is a predicted model, not a curated record. The transcript has 3 exons. Gene Ontology annotation, biological process: mitochondrial electron transport, ubiquinol to cytochrome c. The coding region runs from base 167 to 415 and encodes 82 amino acids.